This is a messenger RNA of Striga asiatica, 1253 nucleotides long. NCBI's taxonomy places the organism in Eukaryota, Viridiplantae, Streptophyta, Magnoliopsida, Lamiales, Orobanchaceae. The record is from the annotation of a GenBank genome assembly.
GGGCUUAAUGGACCUAAACUCGCCUCUUGUUUUCCAACAACAACCUCCUUUUAUUUUAUUUUCAGAUAAUUUAUCAAAUUUUCCCGUUUUCUUCCAAAUCCGAAAGAAAAUCCGACAACUCAACCCCAAAUCAUCGAUUGUUUCCUUUUCCCUGAAAAAGAAACCUCAGGCACACGCACACGUGGAUCCCCCCAACAGGACCACAACAAUUUCAAGGUUUACAUAAGCUGGAAGCUAAACAGUGAAUGGGGAUUCACACAAUGGAUUCCCACUUAAACGCUACUCGGCAGCAAUCUCACUCUCACGUGCAUCAUCCACUUCCACGCCACAACUCAUGGUUAGGCCUCACACUAAGAGAAGUCGAAAACCAAUUAGGCAGCAGCCUUACCAAGCCACUCGGCAGUAUGAACCUCGAUGAGCUCCUCAAGAGAGUAUGGACCAGAAAUGACAAUGCUGCUGUCUCCAUCCAGCAGCAGGCAAGCUGGUCACUCGCGAUGACUCUCAGUGGAAAAACAGUUGACCAAGUUUGGAGGGACAUACAAACAGGUUGUAAAAUAAGGGGAGGGGAAUCUAGUUUGGAAAAAGAGUUGACUCUUGGUGAGACAACCCUAGAGGAUUUUCUGGUGAAAGCUGGCACGUACAUUUCAAGUGCCUCUAUUGAGCCUAUUCUGUCGUUGGAUAGUGCGCUUAGGGCCCACAAGUUUUCAUCCCAAACGGGUUUGUUGUCUCCUUCUCCCUCAAUCGACGAGUUAUCUGAUGCACCAAUUUCGUCAAGGAAGAGUGCUCUAGGGAAUCUUGAGAAGGCUAUCGAGAGGCGACUAAAGAGGAAGAUUAAGAAUCGAGAGUCGGCCGCUCGUUCACGUGCAAGAAAGCAGGCAUACCACAAUGAGUUGGUGACAAAGGUCGCACAUCUUGAGGAGGAGAAUUUGAAACUGAAAAAGGAACAGGCAAGUGAUAUUUUAUGUUGUGUUUCUCUCAUGUGUGCAUCCACAUGGUGUCGUCGUGAUUAUAUUUAUGUUGAUGAGACUUUUGCUGGCAUGUGUUGUACUGCCGUUGUUAGUGGGCAGAAAAGCAAAAAGAAAGGUCUCAUGUCUACACGACAUGCUAAUCUUCCUGGGAAUAUUCAAGUGGAACACUGCAUGCAUUUACUUUUUGUGUCCUUUGAAACCUUUGACAAGUUCAUGCCUUCGACUAAAUUCGAGAAGAUGGUGUCGUGUGAAUUUUCAGAAAAGAGAUACCAACUCCGAAGAACA